Messenger RNA from Magallana angulata, 7693 nucleotides. RefSeq lists its product as uncharacterized. The transcript has 3 exons. Lineage: Eukaryota; Metazoa; Mollusca; Bivalvia; Ostreida; Ostreidae. The coding region runs from base 274 to 4845 and encodes 1523 amino acids. The record is from RefSeq and is a predicted model, not a curated record.
UCUAUUUCGGGAUUUCGUAGAUAAUAUAACACUUACUAAAAAUCUGAAGCGGCCAAAAUUAAUUUAAAACAUUACACUUACCAAAACAAGUCUUUUCGAUAUCUGUUUAAUACAUUAAAAUGUAUAAAAAGAGCAAUAACUUCAUGCACCUGCUGAAUAAGUAGUACGGUUUGGAUAAAUAAAUUAUUCCGGUUUGGAUGCUAAAAUAUAAAUUGUGCAAAUGGUACGGUUUGGAUAAUUCAAAGAUAUGGCAUUUUUCAUAUUCUAGAAAAAAUGGAGCAGUUUGCCUGCUAUCGGUGUACAACCGGAGAUGCAUCUUUUAAAAACAUAGUAGAGCAUUCGAUUACACAACAUUCAAAAGAUGUGUUAAAAGUGAGAUCAAAAGAGCUUAAUAUAACGACGGGGAAAUUAGGUUAUAGAACCCACACAUUCUUUAUUGUUCCUCGUGAUAUUGCUGAAAAAAACCAGAAAAUUAAAGUAUUAAACGAUGAGCCAGGAAAUCUAAAAAUUCAAGUUGUCAAGCGUGAAAAUGAGGAUCCCGUUGUAAUAAUUAGAAGCCCUUUGGCUAAGAAAAGAAAAACGUCAGCAUAUCAGAAAACAGUAGCCACAAACUCUAUAUGUGAAAAUGAUUGCUCUGCAUUUGAAGAAGAAUUUUUUCCUAUAUCAUGGGAAAAUAAUGUACAACAAACAGAAUCCGAUGAUGACACAAUUAUGCGCAUGUUACCACUGGUUUUGUCUUCAAUGCGAGAACAUGGUUUGUACGAAGUGUGGAAAAAAUUUCAUGAAAUGGUGGCAGCUGGAAGUUUUCCAAUGAAAAAUAUAGCAUACCUACUUUUUCUGGACGUUGUGCGGUGGUACAGCUCAGAAAGCACAACUACCAUGCGUUAUGACGAUGUCGUUUCAAGGUUCUGGAGAACUGGAUAUAAAUUGUUUCAUGGGCGUUUUCUUCGCUUUAUGAGUGGACCGAAAAACAGGGGAGAAAUUAUAAUUAAUGAUUCUAAGAGGGGAUGUUUUAAUCCCGCAGAAUCGGAAAUAAAUUUUGCGGUCCCAAUUCAAAAAGUGAAGAAAAAAAUGGAAGGGCCGAUGCCGCCAGAUGAUAUAAAGCCAGGUAUUCUUCAACAUAUGAUUCAUCUCAUAGCAGAACAGUCCUCAACAUUGAAAACAUACAAGUUGUGCUUGGAUGGCAAAAAAAUAAAUGGCAGUACCACAGGAAUUCUAGGAGAUGUUGACCUCUUUGGACACGAACAAAAACCUACACUUCGCGAAAAACAAAAUCGUCUUCAAGAUGAAAUUUUGCAUACAGAAUCGGUUUUAAAGACCCUUGAUAACGUGGACACUAAUUUUCUACUCCAGUCUUUUCUUCCAUCGAUAAAAAGUUGUCUUACAGAAAAGCUAAGGAAACUUGUCACUUUGCUGAGCGAGAGAUUGAAAGAUUUGAGACAGAUGAGGGUUUCUAAACAAACGACAUUGGCAAAAUUCAAAGAUAUAGCGGGAAGUAAUUGGAAGACUUCUAGUCUAUGCAAUGUUAUUAGUGCAAUCUCAACACACAUUUAUGAUCUGGAUGCUUGUGUUAAGAGAACUCUGAAUACUGUUGAUGGAAUCAUUCAAGUCUGCGCAGAAAUGAAUGCUUGUUUAGAAUUUUGUUCUGAAAGUAUCCUUGAUUUGUCUGUUCAAACAAACUAUCGACACCUAAAACAAAUUGAGGACCAUAUAUUCAGCGAUGAUCAGUUACGGUUAAUGAAACAACUGUGUCCUCAAUGGCAUGAAUUGCGCAAGUCCGCCGUAGCUACAGGAAGUACACUGUUUACUGCCCUCGGACUUGACACCCUAAAGAAGCAACAAGAACACUAUGAUUUUGUCAAGUUUGAGAAGGCAAAGUCGGAGCCCACAGAUAGAAUCAAAGAAAGAAUGGAGCAUGGUCGAAAAAAUGAAAUCAAUGCAGUUGCAACGCUUGUCGGCAAAGUUUUGCCUUGUUUUUAUCCGUCAUACACAUUCUCAGAAGAAGGUUGUGUAAAGUACACGUUGGAUGAAGCAUAUAUUAUCGUUAGUCCAGAUGGAAGUUGCAUUAACUCAGCAACGCGUCAGACAGAAAUUGCUGUGGAGAUUAAAUGCCCAUUCCCCCCAGAAACUGGAUCAUACAAGUCACCCGUAUACUAUAAAAUACCCAAGUAUUACAUACCUCAAAUAUUGUCGGAGAUGGCAGCACUUGAAACAACUUCCCUGAUUUUUCUUUGCUAUUCAAAAGAAACCACGGUUGUUAUGGAAGCUUAUUUUGAUAAUGAAUUAUGGCAACUCUUCUUACAAAGCAUUCAGACAACGUAUGGUGCAGAUGGAUUUCGUCCAAAGAAAAAACCUGAUAAUUCAACUCUUUUGCUUGAAAAAAUUACUCAGUAUAUGGAGGAAAAAGUUGUAUUUAAAGGAGAAGUUAAAUCAGUUACCGGCCAAGUUUGCCCAAUAUCCAGUGGAAAUGUAGAAGCUCCCUUUUGUGACCAUAAAGGGAGAUCAAAAUCCUAUACACUCUGCGUAGAUGAUGUGCUUCAGCUAAUGUUUGAAUCACAGGCAGUAUUUAAUGAAUCAUACAAGCUCACACGCCAGCGAGCAACUGAGUUUCUUGGUUUUUUGUUGUCUGAUUUAGACAGAAACGUGUCACACAAUGGUUUAUAUUCAUUACCUAUUGCAUUCGGCAUGAAAGGAAACAGUCUUCCGUGCAAAAUUUUACGAGAAAUGAUCGAGCAUGUACUUGAUGCUUGCUCAAAAGCAGGAUUGUAUGUACCUGUUUGUUCAUUUGAUGGACAGUGGUAUCGUAUAGCUGUUAGAGACCAAAAUGAAUUUCCUUUGACACUUCUACAACUACAGAAAGACAUUUAUCACGAGGUAAAGAGAAUGAGUGUUUCCGAAAUCACUAACAAAAUCUGCAAUAUGAACUUAGUUAGUGUCGAUACUAUAGAUCAGAAAAUAGAUGUGCAAAGAACCAUUAAUGGGUUGGUAGUCAUUUCAAAGACAUUAGAAUCACUUGCUAUAUCCCAAAAUAUUAUGCAUAUGAUUGAAUCUUGGAAACAAGGUAAACUGAGAAAAGAAUUGAUACGUAAUGAACAAACACAGACAAAUGUAGAUAUUCAGAGGACACUCUCGUCACUUCCUUCGGAAAUUGUCCAUGAAAUUCCUAGCGAAACACUUGCAGAAGCAUUCCAGUCAAAUAACCAAAGGAAGCCAGAAGAGAUUGACGAUGUCAUGAAAUAUGUGGACGAGAAUUCGCUUGCAACAUUAGAGUCUGGUGCAUCUUCCACAACAAUUGAUAUUUCGGAUAAUAUCAAUGUCGAAGAAAAUUUAGAUUUUCAACAGAAUACAGAGGAUCUACAAAGUGAAAAUGAUACACUUUUGACCAAAACCGACAUUGAAAAUAUGCAUUUUUCAUUAAAGAGAUCGAAAAAUUCUAAGAAAAAGUGGGAAAUGCCAUCCACAGAAUUUCUAUUGCUCUUUUCAAGUGCCACAGAAAUUAAUAAACGAUUCACAAAGCAAGAAUUAUUAGACAUGUUAGCUCCAGUUGCUGGAAAAUUAGCAAGCAAUGGUAUAAAAGUUCUUGCCUCGGAAACAAAACGGAAAUUGAUAGAAAAAAUUUGUCCUAUUCUUGGCGAUGGAUCUACUUUGCCAGUCCCCCCCAAAAGAACAAGAGGAAGUCCAAAAUCAUUACGUGCACAGGCACGAAGUAUUGUUAAUAAACUCCCAAAAGACAUUUUAUGCGCUUUAUAUGCGGAGAAUAUAUGUGAAAGGAAAUACGAGUCAUGGACAUAUUUUAACCCUUUUGGUAAAUAUAUUAACGUGGAAGGAAUCCCCGAUUUCCGGGAAUGGUACUCCAUGCCCGAGUUCAAUAAGUGCACAGGAAAUUACGUUUUCAUGAUAUUGGACACGUACCAUCAACUCUGUGGACUACGACGACUUGUGUGCCAAAAGGGCAUACCGUCCAGAGGCAUUAAAAGAUCGGCAUUUGUAAAGAUAGCGGAAGAAAAUGAAACUAAUGGAUGUGGCCUAAGUCCAGCCAUGGUGAACGACCUAAUAGACAAACAGAGCGUGGCGUUUGCUCUCGGAACCUUCAAUUUGAAAGUAGCUGAUGCAUUGGAUACUAUAGGGGCUACAGAGGAGGCUGAUUUCUGCCGUAUGGUAUUUUUUUGGUACAGUGCAGAAGAUGACCCAGGAAUACUUGCCAUUGAUCGUUGUAAAUACCGCUUAAGAUUUAGAGACUGGUUGCUAAAAGAUGUUUGUAUGAAAACUUAUCCACCAUAUGGUUCUUUCAUUAAUGACAUACCAGUAGUACUCUUUGAGGGUCUUCUAACUAACAUCGAGCGUAAAAUACAGCUUUUUCCUUUCACAAAAAGUGGGGGUUACAACGUCAGAGCUGUCGGGAGUUUAGAUGCAGAAAAUUUCUUUGGAACUUUCCAGGAUAUUGAUCCAAAAGGCACAGGUGUUUUUAGACCGGAUGAUAUUCCAAGUGCGCUGGCAGUAGCAGCAGAGCUCAUUGACUCAAAACUAGAUCCAAACAGGGGAUUUCACAUGGACACGACAGCAACACAAAAAGUGUACCCUGUGAAUGAAAUGUUAGAAAUGGAAACAGAGAACAAAGAAGAAGAGUCACCUGAUAUGAUAUGGAGAGAUUUGACAACAAUUUAUCCAAGGGACCACGAGUUUGACAAAGAAAUGAGAACCAGAUGUAAGCAGAAGAGAAAGUCAACGACAGUUUCUAAACCAGAUGAACCAGGUCGGGGUUGCCUUCCGGUCCGACAGUUUCAUAAGCGUGACGAAACUAAAAUUCUCCCUCAUGUUCGAAGGGGACUGAAACUUGAUGACUGAAGCUCAUUUCUAUAGACAAUGUUUUUCCUAUAUAUAAUUGAUAAGAAAUUAAGAUUAAUAGUUUUAUCAAGUUUUUAUUAACGUCUAAAAGAAUGCUUUUCUUAAUCUUAAAGUAAAAAGAAAAUAUGUGUAUAAUCUUGAGCAACACAAUAAUAUAAUUACAUGUAUGUAAAACAAUCAUUAUGUAAAAAAAGAUUUUUUUUACUUUUAACCUGAAAAGCAAUAAAUCAUAUAAACACCUUAACAGACAACUCUCUACAUUACUAAUCAUAAAGUUUUGUCGAUUUCUUCAAUAAACAAACUAAAAUAAUAAAAUUGAUCGCACAAAAGAUGUUUACAUUGCUCUGAUUUCAUCCAAUAUAUAGUGUAUCAUGCUAUUCUGUUCAUAAUUUGAUACAUUUAUUCUUAUAUAACAAUGAACAUGUUUGUUAAAGUUCAUUUUUAAUAUUUAAGUUCUUUUCUACUGCAAUGUCAAAACAUCUAAGUUAGUGCACAUGCACUUAAGUACCGUGCAUGCAACAGUUCAGAAUCACUUCGUAGAAAGUGAGCAAUUAAUAUAAUUUACAACAACGACAUUAUAUAAAUUGUGCCUGUUUGGUAGGGUAACUGUUGAAAUUGUCACCCCGAGAAAACCAUUGUCAACCGACGCGAAGCGGAGGUUGACAAUGGUUUUCGAGGGGUGUCAAUUUCAACAGUUACCCUCCCAAACAGGCACUAUUUAUUUUAUUAUAUUGAAUAUCUCAUUUUGAAAGAAAAUUUUACUGCUUUUGUAUAGAAAUGAUGUGAAUUCUACGGCGAACCGUACGCGCAUAUUUUACGCGCAUGUAACAAUUCGUUGUGUUACCCGUUGCCAAGUGUGAUGUUAACGCUGAGGGUAAUAGAACGGAUUACAAACUGGGUCUAAACCAAUCAGAUUUCAGUAUUCAACAUGAAAGUAUAAUAAUAUAAUUUAGUUUAUAAUAAUUAUGAAAAAAAUCAAUUUUCUGGGGGUUUUUUGAAAUAUUUUGAUAUGUACAGCAAUUAAUUGCAUGUCAAUGUAGGCCAUUGAAACGUUUGUUUGACGUAGAUAGUGCAUAUAAAAUGCAGUUUGACAUUUCGGCUUUUGGCACAAUUAGUGACAAGAUAUCUGAGAAAAAAAUUGACAAAUCUUUCAUUAGAUAUUAAUUUGGUAUGCAAUUUUUAUGCGCUAAGUGAUUCCGAACUGCUACAUAGGCCUAAACUUAAAUAAAUGUAAAAUUAGAACCCUUGUGAAAAAUUGAAAUUCAAGUUAUGGUAUUUAAAGUUUUGUCAACUAAGUGCACGGGUCUUUGUUUAUUUCUUUAAACAAUGAGAUUUCAAAUGUCUAUUACACGACGACCUCCAUUGGAAGCAUGUUUUACAGUGAGGGCACGUGUAUCGCGCAAUGCCUUUGUGUUUACCAUUAAUGUGAUCGUGAAGACCAUCUUUUCUCGCAAAUCUUCGUUGGCAAAUAUCACACUUAAAUACAGGAUCAGGUUCUCUGGCUUGUUUUUGACCACAGCGCAUUGUGUGGCGCAGAAGACUUGACUUAUAAGCGUACCUUGCGUUGCAUUUAACGCACGCGUGUGGCCUUAAUCCAUGGUGGUUAUUGAUGUGUCCCUCAUAAUAACCCCUGUUCGAAAAUGUCUUCUGGCAUAUACUGCACUGCAGUUUGUGACUUUCAUUGUGAGUCCGCUCAUGCCUUGUGAGCCCCCAUUGUGUGGCAAACUCUUUGCCACAAAUACUGCAUAUGAAUGUUUCAGUCUCAUGUGAUUCGUGGAAUGAUUCUUCCAUAGCAGAUAAAGUCUCCUCUGAAAUAUAUUUAUGACAUUUAUAGUUUUUAUGUUGUUAAAUAAAUAUCAUACGAUAGAUUCUUUUAAAAUCACGGUAGUCUGAAUUUUUGUACGCCUACAGCCACACGCACGGAUAUCUUCAUUUGUUUGUUAUAAUUUCAAUCAAAUACUCGAUAUAUUUAUCAAUUCAUUUGAAGAAGCUACUAGACCAAGUUGACAGAGCUUUCGAGAGCAAUUAUUUUAUAAGUGCCUAUCAAUUUUAAAUAACAGUAUUUAAUAAUACCUAAUGAAAAUUUCAUCUAAACCAGAACCAAGCAUUUCUGCCCAUUACAACAUUUUAACAAUACGCAACAUUUUUACUUUCAAUAGAAAUAUAAAUUAAUAUGAUUAUGAUGUAUCUCAUUUUGAAAAGAAAUUAAUUUAAAAUUAAUAAAAACAAGAGCAUCGCCAAGCGGAGCAUCCCCUCGCGACAUGAAAUAGUUGUAGACGCACAUACACACACAUACAUGUACAGUAGCGAUGCUAUAUCCCCUUAGCGAGAUGAUAAUUAAAAGAACUGUUUAAACUCUUAGAUAUUAACCACAUCCAAACCGUAUCAGAUGCGCAUCCAAACCGUUCCAAUUUUGAAAAACAAGGUCAUCCAAACAAGUUCCGUUGUUUCACAAAUAAUCGACAUAAACUGGUUAUUUUUCUAAUUUUCAAACAAAUUUCGUAUAAAUUUAAGAUUUCAUAUGCUUUUUAAUAGAUUUGACGAUCUUUUUUACGUAAAAGGAAACAAUGUAAGCCCAAAAUAACCCGAAAACUUAGUAAGAAACUCAGAGAUAGCAAAUGCGUAUCAUGAUUUGUAAGAAAAACAAGUCAUUUUUUUCAUAUUAACCUCUAUUUUCGGCAUCUACUAGUGUUUGUCUUACUGCAAAUAUAUCGUGUAUUGUAAUGAAGUUCAAAUCUGAACAUAUAGGUUGCUUUUCAUUCAUGAAAAUAACAGAAAAAUAAACAUACCUUCAAACGGUGCCGCCAUUUUCACUUUAUCCAAACGCGUCACAACCGGCGCGGAUACA